AUGCCGCAAAUUUGCGGUGAAGCUGCGGUAAAUUUGCGGCAAUGUUGCGGUGAAAGUACGGUAGUUUACGGGCGUAGAAUUUCCAGGAGAAUUAAUAAAAGUAGUGAGAAUAACGGUGACAGUGAUGCUGACGGGAAUACUGGUAGUGACAUUGAUACUUACAAUGACACUGACAAUGACAUGGAAAAUAAUGAUAAUAAUGAUUAUUAUCGUCAGAUUGAUAAUAGCGGUGAAAGCGACAAUGUUGAUGAUGAUGGUAGCAAUGGUGACGAUGAUAAUCAUGAUGACGAGUUAAAUGAAAUAAUAAAAUACGGAAUUGAUAUUGAUGAAGACUUUCCACAGUUUCGAUCAAUAACGCCAAAAGUUGGUAGAAAUAAUACUAUAGAUGAAGAUUAUAGUAGUGAUGAAAAUGAAAAAGGAACAAAUAAAUUGAAAAUAGAUGUUUGUAGUAAAGAAGCAAAGCUACCAAAUCGUCAAACGACUUCCAUACACGAAAAUUUUUAA
Messenger RNA from Microplitis mediator, 504 nucleotides. RefSeq names its product clumping factor A-like. Lineage: Eukaryota; Metazoa; Arthropoda; Insecta; Hymenoptera; Braconidae. The record is from RefSeq and is a predicted model, not a curated record. Bases 1 to 504 code for a protein of 167 amino acids. The transcript has 3 exons.